This is a messenger RNA of Homarus americanus (American lobster), 2484 nucleotides long. RefSeq names its product adenosine deaminase 2-like. Bases 331 to 1935 code for a protein of 534 amino acids. Gene Ontology annotation, biological process: inosine biosynthetic process; adenosine catabolic process. Lineage: Eukaryota; Metazoa; Arthropoda; Malacostraca; Decapoda; Nephropidae. Gene Ontology annotation, molecular function: adenosine deaminase activity. The record is from RefSeq and is a predicted model, not a curated record. The transcript is spliced from 12 exons.
CAAGCUCUGGUCAGUGGUAUUUGAUAGUUCACUGGAGCAUCAGGCGCGGGAGCUGUAGCUCGCCACAUUCACCAAGGCAAGAACACAAGAUCAACACUUUAGCAGUUAAGACUGUCUAUGAUUCCAGUCUCACAGUGGUUUUCAUUCGACGUGGAUCUCUCAUCAGUGAUCCCAGCGAACCUUCAGUGAACCCAGUGACCUGAGACUUCACCCGGUGUCCAGCUCCGACAUUCCUAGGUCAUCAAACUUCAGCUCCUAGCAACUCACACGCCCUAGUGACAGUUGCUGUGACAACGAGGACGCCAUCUUGGAUCGACGCCAGGGUUCGUGAUGGCGGUGAGGCAACGUGGAUGGUGGUGGACGUUGGUGGGUCUGUUGGUCUUGGCGUGUGCCUCCUCUCAUGCCAUUGAUUUGAAGGAAUACUUGGAGGAGAGGGCGAUGCUGCUGGCCCAGGAGCAGACUACUAUCAUGGGUCAGGAGCAGGUGUUAUCGGCGGACGAGCAAGCAGUCAACAAGGAACUGAUGUUGAACAAGAUGAGGGAAAUGGACAAGAGCUUUGAGACCCACGAUUUCCCUCCUUCCAAGAACUUCAUGUCCGUCAGGCACGAGAUCGAGGCUUCAGAUGUUUUCAAGAUGAUUCAGCAAAUGCCUAAAGGCGCGGCGCUACACUUGCACGAUACCGCCAUGGCGUCUUCCAGUUGGGUGGUGGAGGAGAUCUCCUAUUGGCCGAACCUCUACAUGUGCUACACUAAAGAUGACCAACUUCUGACGAUGUUCUUCGAGACUCCGGAUACAACUUGUGACUGGCAGCUUAUGAGUGAAGUGAGAGAGUCGUACCCCUCAGCAGACGAAUUUGACCAGGAGCUUCUCAGUAGACUCUCAAUACUGACUGAUAACCCAGAUGAGAAAUAUCCGGACCUGAACAGCGUAUGGUCAGCCUUCCAGGGUGUGUUUAUAGCCAUAACAGGCAUGUUGAUGUACCGACCAGCGUGGGAGAGCUACCUCUACCGGGCCCACCAGGAGUUUGCCCAUGAUAAUGUCCUCUACAUAGAGUUCAGGGGUACACUGCCCCUGCUGUACGAGCUCAACGGGACGAUGCUCACCGAAAUUGAGUCGGCGGCGGUUUAUCGGGACACCGCCAAGCGCUUCCUCGAUAAUCAUCCUGACCAGUUCUUCGGUACCCGCUAUAUCUACGCUCCACCUCGACUUGUGGACAAUGCUACCAUGGAAGGCUACGUCGCAUUGGUAAGGGAACUGAGAGCUCAGUUCCCGGACUUUGUGGCGGGGUUCGACCUGGUGGGUCAGGAGGACUUAGGUAAUCCUCUCAUAGACUUCCUGGCCUAUCUUCUCCCACUACAUGAUGCUCAGGUGCCUGUGUUCUACCACUCAGGAGAGACAGCUUGGAUGGGAACAAGUACGGACGAAAACCUUGUCGAUGCUCUGCUGCUCAACGCCACGAGGAUCGGCCAUGGGUAUGCCAUCACUAAACACCCCGAGGCCAAGCAGCUCGCCAUAGAGAAGGACGUCCCUCUUGAAAUCUGUCCUAUUUCCAACCAGGUACUAAAGCUUGUGGCGGACUUGAGGAACCACCCAGCUGCAGGGCUGGUGGCUGAGGGCUUCCCUGUGGUGGUUUCCUCUGACGAUCCUGGCUUCUGGGGUGCCGUUGGCAUAUCUCACGACUUUUAUGAGGCAUUUAUGGCUUUGGGAGGAGCCAAGGCCGAUCUCAGGUUCCUCAAGCAACUGGCUAUCAACUCCAUCAUGUACAGCACCUUGGACGAAGAGGCAAAAUCCGCCCUGAUGCUGAAGUGGGUCGAGAAGUGGGACGAGUUCAUUGCUACCACCAACAGACUGAACAGUUGCACGAGCAAGAAAUUUUACCCCGUAACUAGUUCUACCAGUACUUUGGGGCCAAGUUCUACCCAUAAACUAUUCUAAUUGACCAAUCAAUGUAGACAAUACCUCGAUAAAAGGUUUCAUUGAGAAUAGGCAACGAAAAUGCAUAAGUUUUAUUUUUUAGUUAGGGAUACAAUGUGCACUGGAAAAUUGUAUCAGACAAAUGUUUUUCGACUCAAUUCAGCGGUGCUUUUUUUUCUUCUCAUAAGUUUAAUGUAUAAACAAAAGCAACACAUGUGACUGUAAUCUAAUGUUUAAUCGUGUAUGCAGUACAGUCAUUCUCGGGAUGAUUACACCAACACCAGGAAAGGCUCAAAUUUAAUUACUAAUAAUUUAAAAUUUAUCACCAAGGUAAUAUAAUGGUUUAUACCUCAAUUUAUUCUUUGUGUGAAGAUUAAACCAGCUGAUAUGUAAUGUUUUUUCAAGACCUGUAGUGAUGAGUGCAAUUAUAGUCCUGUGUUUCCUGUCAUGAUGUGAGAGUACGCUAUUGAUACACGUACAGUGUAUCAAAACAAACUUAUAUAGUGACAAGGAAAUUUUAUCUGUUAUUUAGGAAUUCUUUGAAUUAAACCAAAUCUACACCAUGGAAAA